Molecule: messenger RNA, 990 nt
Organism: Candoia aspera
Lineage: Eukaryota; Metazoa; Chordata; Lepidosauria; Squamata; Candoiidae
Product: BPTI/Kunitz domain-containing protein-like
Exons: 5
Coding region: 55-648 (197 amino acids)
Cellular component (GO): extracellular region
Molecular function (GO): serine-type endopeptidase inhibitor activity
Source: RefSeq, a predicted model, not a curated record
CCGCUCUAUGCCCUGAAGAAGAGUCGGAGGCAGCUCAGUCGCCAAGUGAGCGCCAUGAGAUCCGGCCGCAGCCUCCUCCUCGUCCUCCUCUGGGGCGCCCUUGCCCUCGGGAGCCAUCUGCCCGCGGCGCCCGGCCUGUUUGAGGGCGGGUGCAGCACCUUCCCCAAGGAGUCCGACCGGUGUGGCGAGCCUAAACCCCGGUUCUUCUACAACACAACCUCCAAGAGCUGUGAGCCUUUCAUUUACCGAGGGUGUCCCUGGAACCACAACAGAUACUACACGGUGGAGGAAUGCCAGCGCCACUGCGGACAGAUUGAAAAGCCGGGCUUCUGCCCCCCAAGCCCCACCGGCGUCACUGCUGAGUGCCUGGCAGGCUGCCUGCACGAUGGCAACUGCCCGGGGACCGAGAAGUGCUGUUCCCAUGGCUGUGCCCUGCGCUGCUCGAAGCCCAUCACAGACCUCUGCCAGCUGCCCCCCGAACACGGCCCCUGUACUGCCAAAAUCCAAAGCUGGUUUUAUGACUCAAAGACUGAAAGGUGCAAGAGGUUCACCUUCGGGGGAUGCCUGGGGAACAAGAACAACUUCAAGAGACGCGGUGGGUGCCAGCGGAGGUGCCGAAAGAGAGGCUCUUCCGAACCGCCCCGUUGACUGAAGCUCCGCUGUGGCCCAGGCCAGCCUGCCUUGUGCUGUACAAAGAGAGACUGAUUCAGGAUGAUGCCAGGCACAGAAAGCUAGGAUGCACGUUUAAAAUGAAUGGAAUUCAGGAAUAAAUUAUUGCAGCAGGAGGACUGUGGUCCCAACCACUGCACACUUCCUAGAAGUAUCUUUUCCUGGCAAGGGUGGCCUUCUUCAUAGAGGGGCAUAAAGGCUGCUCCCCUUCACAAGAAAAGCAUGGAAUUUGCUCUCUCUCUGACUUCUGCCAGGCACGUUCAUGGCCCUGAUCAAGACCACCAUGCAUCAUCCACUUGCCAAAGAUCUGGCACACCCCUG